AUGCAGCGUCUAGCACAAGCACAAACCAUCCUCCCCCGCCCCCGUGCUGGGGUUUCGGGGGGCUUUCUGCGGGCGCUAGCGGAGCCUCUGGUGCGGUUCAUGGCAGCAGCACCGCAAGCGAGUGCUUCUCCUGCAGCAGGAGCUCCAGCAGCAGCAGCAGCAGCAGCAGCAGGAGCAGCAGGAGCAGCAGGAACAGCAACCCUGUCUACGCCACAAACAGAGCUGCAGCAGCAACCAUAUUACCAGCAGCAGCAGCCUGCUGCUGCUGCUUACCGCAGAGAACAUGUCGUCGUGCUGGGUACCGGCUGGGCGGCUGUUAACUUCUUCAGAAACCUCGACCCAGAUAAAGAACAUGUCGUCGUGCUGGGGACGGGCUGGGCGGCUGUUAACUUCUUCAGAAACCUCGACCCCGAUAAGUGA
This is a messenger RNA of Eimeria mitis, 420 nucleotides long. RefSeq lists its product as uncharacterized. NCBI's taxonomy places the organism in Eukaryota, Apicomplexa, Conoidasida, Eucoccidiorida, Eimeriidae. The transcript has 2 exons. The record is from RefSeq and is a predicted model, not a curated record. The coding region runs from base 1 to 420 and encodes 139 amino acids.